AUGAAGUUUUGGGAUUCGGUUGGAUAUGGCGAUCAAGGAACAAUGGACGAAAGUAGUCCUUUUGAUGGUUUGUUCAAACUGUCAAGAAUGGAGCGUCUUUAUGGUUUUGGAAUUUGUACUGGGUUCCUUGUUGGCUUCACUAAACAAAUGAGGACAAUGUUUGCACCAGUGCAAGUUAUAUACCUUAUGGCCGAUCCAUCAUUAAAAAAUUAUGUGGCAGUUGUGUUGAGAGUAUUGUAUAAUAACGAUACGGUAUUCGUUAUUCUGGAGUAA
Molecule: messenger RNA, 273 nt
Organism: Cetraspora pellucida
Lineage: Eukaryota; Fungi; Glomeromycota; Glomeromycetes; Diversisporales; Gigasporaceae
Source: the annotation of a GenBank genome assembly